This is a messenger RNA of Truncatella angustata, 1920 nucleotides long. RefSeq names its product origin recognition complex subunit 4 C-terminus-domain-containing protein. The transcript has 2 exons. Gene Ontology annotation, biological process: DNA replication initiation; DNA replication. Gene Ontology annotation, molecular function: DNA replication origin binding; ATP hydrolysis activity; ATP binding. Bases 1 to 1920 code for a protein of 639 amino acids. Lineage: Eukaryota; Fungi; Ascomycota; Sordariomycetes; Amphisphaeriales; Sporocadaceae. The record is from RefSeq and is a predicted model, not a curated record. Gene Ontology annotation, cellular component: nucleus; nuclear origin of replication recognition complex.
AUGUCAACAACUGGCGAUGGUGCUAUUGGUAAAAGACUCCAGUCAGCUAGAAGACCUGCAGUGAAGGCACUUGCGACACGACAAAUUAACCCAACGCAAAAGUCGCCAAUUAAACAACCGCCUCCAACGCCAAAAGGCAUCCUCACCCCAAGGCACAAGCGGCCUGGUCGCCCGCGAAAGAGUGUAGCUUUCAAUGGCGAUGACAAUAAACCAGCAGAGGUCUACUUCGAGGAUUUACCAAAGGAGCCUAAGCAGGCUUUGCCAAAGAAGCAGGCUGAAAAACGGCAGAUUCAAGACGAUGCAGCCUCUGAGGAUGAGGAAGAGGCCGAAGAUGAUGACGAGGUCUGCGUGGUUUGCUCCAAGCCAGAUUCGAGGCCUGGGAAUGAGAUCAUUUUCUGUGAUAAUUGCGAUAAAGCUUUUCACCAGAAAUGUUACAAAGUCCUGGAAAUACCUGAAGAGGAUUGGUUUUGCAGAGACUGUCUGCAAGAAGAUAUAAUACCAGAAAUUUCCCACCAUACAACACAAGCCACAGGUCCUCCCUUAGCUAUUCCUGACAUCCCUAAUUUUGAGCAACAUCUUCAGAACAUGCAGAGAGCUCUUAUUGACCGCUGCUCGGGCAACCGCCCGCUCAAGCUGAAGGGGCAAGGUGAAGCCUAUGAAAAAACCUACCAGCUGGUAGAACAGACAGUGAUGGCUGGCGAAGGAAAUUCUUUGAUGGUUAUAGGGGCUCGCGGAUGUGGGAAGACUCUCCUAGUCGAGACCGCUGUGUCAGAGCUGAGCCGAGAGAGCCCAGAUGCAUUUCACGUUGUUCGACUAAACGGUUUCAUCCAUACCGACGACAAGCUAGCCCUGAAGGAGAUAUGGCGGCAACUGGGCAAAGAGAUGGAGGUUGAGGACGAUUUGGUGAAUAAGACCAAUAACUAUGCCGACACAUUAGCUUCUCUUCUAGCUUUGCUUUCCCAUCCCUCAGAGAUCACAGGUGCUGAGGAGGGUAUCACCUCUAAAUCUGUUAUCUUCGUGAUCGAUGAGUUCGACCUUUUCGCUACACACGCUCGUCAAACUCUGCUAUAUAAUUUGUUUGACAUCGCUCAGGCAAGAAAGGCGCCAAUCGCCGUGCUUGGCCUGACUACACGAGUCGAUGUAGUAGAAAGUCUGGAGAAGAGAGUCAAGAGUCGCUUCAGCCACCGAUACGUACAUUUAACAUUACCCAAGAGUUUGCCGGCAUUUUGGGAUAUCUGCAGGCAAGGCUUACAAGUUGACGAAGAGGACUUGGAGUCCAACGGACUUGAUGCCUGUCUGGGAGGCCGUGAUGCGUUUCUGAAGUAUUGGAACGAUAAGAUUGAAACUCUCCACAAGUUGCAAUCAUUCCAGGACCAUCUUGAGUACAACUUUUAUACUACCAAGUCGGUCAGCGCAUUCCUCGCUACGUGUGUGCUACCAUUAGCAGCGUUAUCAACAUCAUCUCUGAAUUUAAAGAUUCCAUCGUCUUCGUCCCGACUGGCUGCAGUGCAACCGCCCGAUUCGAAACUUCACCUUCUUGCAGCCUUAUCAGAUCUGGAUUUGUCGUUACUGAUUGCAGCUGCUCGUCUUGACAUCGUUGCGCAUACUGACACGGUCAAUUUUGCAAUGGCUUAUGACGAGUACAGCUCGCAGAUGGGGAAACAAAGAGUUCAGUCCGCAAGUUCUGGCGUACUAGCGCUUGGUGCUGGGGGAAGAGUAUGGGGACGCGCAGUUGCGAGCAUGGCUUGGGAAAGAUUGGUUUCUCUGGGUCUAUUAAUCCCAGCUGGCAUCGGCGGAAAGAGCAACGCGGCUCAUGGCGGACUAGAUGGGAAGAUGUGGAAACUCGAUGUUUCUUUAGAGGAGAUACCUACGUCCGUCGAGUUGCCCGGUUUCCUUGUGAAAUGGUGUACGCAGAUUUAG